Messenger RNA from Chiroxiphia lanceolata (lance-tailed manakin), 2929 nucleotides. RefSeq names its product lysyl oxidase like 2 (gene LOXL2). Lineage: Eukaryota; Metazoa; Chordata; Aves; Passeriformes; Pipridae. The transcript has 14 exons. Gene Ontology annotation, molecular function: protein-lysine 6-oxidase activity; copper ion binding. Gene Ontology annotation, cellular component: membrane. Bases 191 to 2512 code for a protein of 773 amino acids. The record is from RefSeq and is a predicted model, not a curated record. Gene Ontology annotation, biological process: peptidyl-lysine oxidation.
GCAGCAUUUUUCCCCGCCUGCGGGAUAUUUUCCAGCGCGGAGGGGACCCCUGAGCCCGGCCGGGAGAGCUCCAUGAAGCAGGACGGGGCAGAGGUUCCCCCCAGCACAGCCGACCACUAAUUCCCAGAACAGCCCCACAGCCUCUACCUGCACUGCCUGGGCCGGGCUCUGAGGACUGGGAGCACCGAGGAUGGGAAGACCCAGGGCUUUCCCCCAUAACCACUGUCUGCUCGUGCUGCUCCUCGCCGAGCUGAGCCUCGCCCAGUACGAGCACUGGCCCUACCUCCCUGGCUACCCUGAGCCCCCUCCCCAGGAGUACCAGCCCCCUCAGAGACCGGCUGACGUGCCCAAAAUCCAGCUGAGGCUGGCGGGGCAGAAGAGGAAGCACAACGAGGGCAGGGUGGAGGUUUUCUACGGCGGCGAGUGGGGCACCGUCUGCGACGACGACUUCUCCAUCCACGCCGCCCACGUGGUCUGCAGGGAGCUGGGCUACGUGGAGGCUGUGUCCUGGCUGCCCAGCUCCAAGUAUGGCAAAGGAGAAGGGAAAAUUUGGCUGGACAAUGUCCACUGUACUGGCAAGGAGAGCACCCUGGCAGCCUGUACCUCCAAUGGCUGGGGAGUGAGUGACUGCAAACACACCGAGGACGUGGGAGUGGUCUGCAGUGAAAAGAGAAUCCCCGGCUUCAAGUUUGACAACUCAUUGAUUAAUCAAAUAGAGAACAUGAACAUCCAGGUGGAGGACAUCAGGAUCAGGGCCAUCCUGGCCACCUACCGCAAGCGGGUCCCCGUCACCGAGGGCUACGUGGAGGUGAAGGACGAGGGCACCUGGAAGCAGAUCUGUGACAAACACUGGACCAUGAAGAACUCCCGGGUCGUCUGCGGCAUGUUCGGGUUCCCCAGCGAGAGGAAAUACAACACCAACGUGUACAAGAUGUUUGCCAGCAGAAGGAAGCAGCACUACUGGGCUUACUCCAUGGACUGCAGCGGGAAUGAGGCUCACAUCUCCAGCUGCAAACUGGGCAACCACCUGGCCGUGGGCUCGGGGAAGAACGUGACGUGCGAGAACGGGCUGCCCGCCGUCGUCAGCUGCGUCCCCGGCCGGGCCUUCGCCCCCAGCAGCCACAGCGGCUUCCGAAAAGCCUUCAGGCAGGAGCAACCACUGGUGAGGCUGAAAGGAGGAGCCAACACGGGCGAGGGACGAGUGGAAGUGCUGAAAAACGGGGAGUGGGGGACGGUUUGCGACGACAACUGGAACCUGGUGUCGGCCAGCGUGGUGUGCCGGGAGCUGGGCUUUGGCAGCGCCAAGGAGGCCAUCACAGGAGCAAGGCUGGGCCAAGGGAUGGGCCCGAUCCACCUGAACGAGAUCGACUGCACAGGCUUUGAGAAGUCAGUCACAGACUGCAAGUUCAACGUGGAGUCCCAGGGCUGCAACCACGAGGAAGAUGCUGCUGUGAGGUGCAACGUCCCCGCCAUGGGCUUCCAGAACCAGCUGCGCCUGAGCGGAGGCCGCAACCCCUACGAGGGCAGGGUGGAGGUCCUGGCCGAGCGCAACGGCACCCUGAGGUGGGGCACGGUCUGCAGCGACAACUGGGGCACCGUGGAGGCCAUGGUGGUGUGCCGGCAGCUGGGGCUGGGCUUCGCCAGCCACGCCUUCCAGGAAACCUGGUACUGGCACGGGGACGUGAGCGCCGACAGCGUGGUCAUGAGCGGGGUCAAGUGCUCGGGGACGGAGAUGUCGCUGGCCCACUGCCGGCACGACGGAGCCCACGUGUCCUGCCCCAGGGGAGGGGGCAGGUUUGGAGCUGGGGUGUCCUGCUCAGAGACCGCCCCCGACCUGGUGCUGAACGCGGAGCUGGUGGAGCAGACUGCUUACCUGGAGGACAGGCCCAUGUUCAUGCUGCAGUGUGCCCUGGAGGAGAACUGCCUGGCCAGCUCUGCUGCCAACACCUCCAUCACCUCGGGGUACCGGCGCCUGCUGCGCUUCUCCUCCCAGAUCCACAACAACGGCCAGUCCGACUUCCGCCCCAAGAACGGCCGCCACGCCUGGGUCUGGCACGACUGCCACCGGCACUACCACAGCAUGGAGGUUUUCACCCACUACGACCUCCUGAACCUCAAUGGCACCAAGGUGGCCGAGGGACACAAAGCCAGUUUCUGCCUGGAGGACACGGAAUGUGAAGCAGAUGUGCAAAAGCAGUACGAGUGUGCCAAUUUUGGGGAGCAGGGGAUCACCGUGGGCUGCUGGGACGUGUAUCGGCACGACAUCGACUGCCAGUGGAUCGACAUCACCGACGUCCCACCCGGAGAUUACCUUUUCCAGGUCGUCAUCAACCCCAACUAUGAAGUGGCUGAGUCAGAUUAUUCCAACAACGUGAUGAAGUGCCGGAGCCGCUACGACGGGCAGCGCAUCUGGAUGUACAGCUGCCACAUAGGUGGUUCCUUCAGCGAGGAAACGGAGCAGAAAUUCGACCACUUCAGCGGACUCACAAAUAACAGAGUGGCCACCCGGUAAUGGGACCCCCCCUCCCCACUAUUUAAAGAAGGCAGGACUCCUGCCUUGCUCCUUCCCAAACCACUGCACCACCAGGAAAUCAAGGAAAGGAUCCAGCUCCGACUCUCCAGGUGAAUUCUCUCCCGCAGACGCCUUCGCUCCCCGCCCCUCCUGCGGCCCCGGAGCCCCAAACCCUCCUUGGCUCCGUGUCCUCCCCCUUCCAACCUCCUCCAAAGGUUCCUCCCUCCACUCUGUGUCCCCUCACAGCCGCCUUGCCUUCGUUUGGGCGCCAACAACCCCAAAAAGUGGCUUCACCCUUCGCUCUCGAGGCCUUCAUUUGGCAUCUUUAAGCUCUUUUCCACGCACCGAACGUUUGUGCUGCUGCUUCUUGCACAGCUCCUCCUCCUCCUCAGACUCCAGCUCAGCAAAGAAAUACAA